AUGUCUGACGAGCCAAAUUUAAUAUCAUCUAAUGAUGAUAAUGGAAAUAAAAAAUCUAAAGAUCAAAAAUCAUCAAAAGAUGUUUGUGAUGAAUGUGGAAUUGAAUAUAUUCCAAUGAAAUAUUCUGAUAAUGAUUAUGUUAAUUUAUCAACAUUUAAAUUAUUUUCACAAAAUGUACGUCCAAUUAUAAAUUCACGUUAUCCAAAAUUACCAACACAAAAAAUAAUGACAUUAAUGGCUGCAUAUUGGCGUGAAUUUCUUGAAUUAAAAGGUACAUUAAAUACAUCAACAAAUAGUACAUUAACUGAAUCAAAUAAUGAUCAUGAUGUUAAUGAUCGUAUGGAUAUUGAUGAACCACGUACAAGUCGUUCACGUCGUCGUCGUACAGCUAUACAAGAUGAUAAUGAACAAGAUGAUCAAUCAAUUGAACAACAACAACAACAAGAUGAUGAUGAUAUAUCAACAGCAUCACCACGUAGUUCAUCAUCACGUAUUAAUAAUAAAAAAAUUCCAUCAUUAAAAAUUAAAUUACAAAAAGAUCAAGCAGCUGCAGCUGCAGCAGCAGCAGCAGCAGCUAUAGCAGCUAAAGAACAAUUAAAUGAUAAUGAUGAUGAAAUAAAAGCAUCAUCAACAACAAAAAAAUCAAGUCGACAACGUAAACGUAAACGUCGUGAUGAUGAAGAUCCAGCUAAUGAAUCAGAUGCUGAAUUUGAAGCUAUGUUAGUACAAAGUGAAAUGAAUGAAGAAGAAGAACAACCAAAAAAAAAACGUGUUAAAAAACCACCCAAACCACCUAAACGUAUAGCACGUUUAAAUAAUCGUCGACAAUUACAAGCAGCUGCUGAAGAUGCUGCUAAUUUACCACUUGAUCAAGUUGGUUAUGAAACAAAUCAUCAAGAUUAUUGUGAAGUAUGUCAACAAGGUGGAGAAAUUAUACUUUGUGAUACAUGUCCAAAAGCUUAUCAUCUUGUUUGUCUUGAUCCUGAACUUGAACAAGCACCUGAAGGUGAUUGGUCAUGUCCUGAAUGUACAAAAAAUGGUAUAUCAAUACGUACACGACAAGCAGCUGCUAUAGCAGCUGCACGACAAGCAAAAGAAGAAGAUGAUAAUCAUAUGGAAUAUUGUCGUGUUUGUCGUGAUGGUGGAGAAUUAUUAUGUUGUGAUCGAUGUCCAUCAUCAUAUCAUAUGCAUUGUUUAAUUCCUCCAAUGACAAUUAUACCUGACGAAGAUUGGUUUUGUCCACGAUGUACUAUUGAACCACCACCAUAUGUUGUUAAAAAAAUUUUAACAUGGCGUUGGGUAACACAUCCUGAUUCACAUUCAUCUGUAACAACAGAUACAGUAACAUCUGAAGUAACUAAAGUUGAUGAAAAUGGUGAAUCAGCUACAACAACAACAGUUAUAACAGCUAAACAUACAAUAACAAGAACAACUGCAUCAGAUACAGUACCACCAGCUGAAGGUGCAGAUAAUGGUGCUGAUAUUAAACAACGUCUUAUUCCAACAUUUGAUACAAGUUUAGUACGUGGUGCACCACGUGGUCCACCUAAAACACGAGAACUUUUUGUUAAAUAUGAUGGUUUAUCAUAUUGGUCAUGUGAAUGGUUACCAGAAUUACAAGUUGAAGUACAUCAAUCAUCAUUAUGGCGUUGUUAUAUAAAAAAAAUAGGUGAUGCUAAACAACCACAACCAACUGUUGAAUUAGAUGCUGAAGUUGAAGAAGAUGAUGAAGUUUCACGUCGUUAUUAUAAUCCAAAAUUAGAACAACGUUAUUAUAAAAAUGGUGUACGACCUGAAUGGUUAUGUGUACAUCGUAUAUUAAAUCAUCGAAAAGAAAAAGGUAUACCAAUGUAUUAUUUAGUUAAAUGGAGAGACAUUGGUUAUGAUCAAGCAACAUGGGAACUUGAAAAAGAUGGAGAAUAUACAAAUUUAAUUGAAAAUUGGCAACAACAUAUUGAUAAUUAUUGGAAAUUAAGAAAUGGUGCCGAUGGUGAAGAGAAAAAAAAGAAAAAAUCAAGUUCAACGAAAACAACACGUCGAUCAAAUCGAGAACUUGAAGAAAAUCGAUUAAAUGAUAUAAAUGGUGAUUCAGGUGAUGAAUAUGAACGUACAGGAAAAUAUCCACCACCACGUAAACGUUAUGAAAAACAACCAGAUUUUGUUGAAGUAACUGGUGGUACAUUACAUCCAUAUCAAUUAGAAGGUUUAAAUUGGUUACGUUUUUCAUUUUCACAAAAUACAGAUGUUAUACUUGCUGAUGAAAUGGGUCUUGGUAAAACUGUACAAACAAUUGUAUUUUUACAAGCAUUAUUAAAAGAAGGUCUUUCACGUGGACCAUUUUUAAUAAGUGCACCAUUAGCAACAAUUAUUAAUUGGGAACGUGAAUUUGAAUUUUGGGCACCAGAUCUGUAUGUUGUUACAUAUACAGGUGAUAAAGAAGCAAGAGCUGUUAUUCGUAAACAUGAAUUUUCAUUUGAAGAUGAUGCUAUACGUGCUGGUCCACGUGCAAGUCGUGUAAGAAGUGGUGCUAAAGUUAAAUUUCAUGCAUUAUUAACAUCAUAUGAAUUAGUUAGUGUUGAUUCAGCAACAUUAUCAUCAGUUGAUUGGGCUGUAUUAAUUAUUGAUGAAGCUCAUCGUUUAAAAAAUAAUCAAUCAAGAUUUUUUCGUACAUUAUUUGAAUUUAAUAUUGGUUAUAAAGUUCUUCUAACUGGUACACCAUUACAAAAUAAUCUUGAAGAAUUAUAUCAUUUAUUAAAUUUUUUACAACCAGAAAAAUUUAGUGAUAUGGAUGGUUUUCUUAAAGAAUUUAGUGAUUUAGCUAAAGAUGAACAAGUUGCUAAAUUACAUGAUAUAUUAGGUUCACAUAUGUUACGUCGUUUAAAAGCUGAUGUUUUAAAAAAUAUGCCAACAAAAUCAGAAUUUAUUGUACGUGUUGAAUUAAGUCCUAUACAAAAAAAAUAUUAUCGUGCUAUAUUAACAAAAAAUUUUGAUGCUUUAAAUGUUAAAGGUGGUGGUGGACAAGUAUCAUUAUUAAAUAUUGUUAUGGAAUUAAAAAAAUGUUCAAAUCAUCCAUAUUUAUUACCAGCUGGACAUUUUGAAGCACCACGUACACCUAAUUUAGCAUAUGAAGGUUCAGCUUUAAUAAAAGCAUGUGGAAAAUUAGAUUUAUUAUCUAAAAUGUUAAGAAUAUUAAAAGAUCAAGGACAUCGUGUUUUAAUAUUUUCACAAAUGACAAGAAUGUUAGAUAUACUUGAAGAUUUUCUUGAAUAUUUAGGUUAUAAAUAUGAACGUAUGGAUGGUAAAACAGGUGGACCUGACAGACAAGAUGCUAUUGAUCGUUUUAAUGCACCGGGUGCUGAACAAUUUUGUUUUUUACUUUCAACACGUUCAGGUGGUUUAGGUAUUAAUUUAGCUACAGCUGACACAGUUAUUAUUUAUGAUAGUGAUUGGAAUCCACAUAAUGAUAUACAAGCUCUAUCACGUGCUCAUCGUAUUGGUCAACAAAAUAAAGUAAUGAUAUAUCGUUUUGUUACACGUGAUACAGUUGAAGAACGUAUAACACAAGUUGCAAAGAAAAAAAUGAUGUUAACACAUUUAGUUGUACGACCAGGUGUUGGUCGUGGUCCAAAUAUGAGUAAAAAAGAAUUAGAUGAUAUAUUACGUUUUGGCACAGAAGAUUUAUUUAAAGAUGAUGAUGAAGUUGUUGGUAAUGGUGAUGGUGGUGAAGGUAGUGGUUCAAAAAUUCAUUAUGAUGAUCAAGCUAUUGAAAAAUUACUUGAUCGUUCACAAGAAGGUAUACAAGAAAAAGAAGAUGGUCUUAAUGAAUAUUUAUCAAGUUUUAAAGUUGCAUCAUAUGUAACACGUGAAACAAAUGAUGAUGAAGAUGAAGAUUUUCGUGAACCACCACCAUCAUCAACAACAAUUGAAGAAAAUAUGGAUCCAAAUUAUUGGGAAAAAUUAUUACGUAUGCAAUUUGAACAAGAAAGAGAAUUAGAAAGUCAUGCAUAUGGUAAAGGUAAACGUUUAAAACGUCAAGUUAAUUAUGCUGUACCAAAUAAUGAUGAAAAUUGGAAUGAACCUAAUUCAGAUAUAGCUAGUGAAUAUGAUGCACCAUCAGCUGGUGGUGAUGAUGAAGAUGUUGAUUUUGAUGAAACACCUGAUCGUCGACGUAAAACAGGACGUGAUCGUCCAUUACCACCAUUAUUAUCAAAAUCUGGUCCAAAUAUUGAAAUAUUAGGUUUUAAUCCAAGACAACGUAAAGCAUUUUUAAAUGCAAUUAUGCGUUUUGGUAUACCACCACCAGAUGCAUUUAAAUCACAAUGGUUAGUACGUGAUUUACGUUGUAAAUCAGAAAAAGAAUUUCGUGCAUAUGUUUCAUUAUUUAUGAAACAUUUAUGUGAAAAUACAGGUGAAAAUUCUGAAACAUUUUCUGAUGGUGUACCACGUGAAGGUUUAUCACGACAUCAUGUUUUAUCACGUAUUGGUAUAAUGUCAUUAAUAAGAAAAAAAGUACAAGAAUUUGAAAAUAUAAAUGGUUUAUGGUCAAUGCCUGAUCAAGCACCAAUUAAUGAUAAUCAAAAUGAUUUAAUUGAUGAUAUUAAACAGAUAAAUGAUAAAUUAUUAACAAAUAAUGAGAAUGUUCAAUUAAUUGAAUCAAAUGAAACAUUAACAACAGUUAGUUCAAGUAAUCAUUUAAUUGGAGAAUCAAUGAGUUUAAGUGAUUUAAUUAAUAAUAAAAUUGAACAAAAUGAUAUUGAAAUGAAAGAUAAUACAAAUAAUAAUAAUAAUAAUGAUGAUGAGAAAUUAAAUAAUGAUAAACAAUCAAAUGACGAAAAAUCUGAUACAACAAAUCUUCCUAUUGAAAAUACUAAAUCAACAACUAAUAAUCGUAAAUCUCAAUUUAUUCGUAGUGAAAAAUUAAAAGAUUUUAAAUUUAUGUUUAAUAUUGCUGAUGGUGGUUUUACUGAACUUCAUUCAUUAUGGUUAAAUGAACAACGUGCAUUAAUACCAAAUCAUGAACAUGAAAUUUGGCAUCGUCGUCAUGAUUAUUGGUUAUUAGCUGGUGUUGUAACACAUGGUUAUUCACGUUGGCAAGAUAUACAAAUUGAUCAAAAAUUUUCUAUUAUUAAUGAACCAUUUAAAAUGGAUAUGGCUAAAGGAAAUUUUCUUGAAAUGAAAAAUAAAUUUCUUGCACGUCGAUUUAAAUUACUUGAACAAGCACUUGUUAUUGAAGAACAAUUACGUCGUGCAGCAUUCUUAGGUUUAGCUAUGGAACAAACAAAUCCAGCAUUAACACUUUCACAACGUUUUAGUGAAGUUGAAUGUUUAGCUGAAUGUCAUCAACAUUUAUCAAAAGAAUCAUUAGCAGGAAAUAAACCAGCUAAUGCUGUACUUAAUAAAGUUCUUACACAAUUAGAAGAAUUAUUAAGUGAUAUGAAACAAGAAAUAAAUAAAUUACCAGCAACAUUAGCUCGACUUCCACCUGUUUCUCAACGACUUAAUAUGUCAGAAAGAAAUAUUCUAUCUCGAUUACAAAAUGGUCAAAAUCAACAAUCAUCAACUUCACCACCGGCAACAACAACAACAACAACAACAACAAAUGGAAAUUGUUAUGCUUAUACAAAUUAUUCAAAUUUUAUUGGUCCAUUUGCUUUACCAGCAGCUAAUAAUACUAAAACAACUACUAAUUCAUCAAACAAUGUUUCAGCUACUACAUCAACAACAUCAGUUGAUUCAUCAUCAUCAUCAACAACAACAACAACAACAACACAAAAAUCUUCAACAUUAAAUCUCAUUCAAUAG
Molecule: messenger RNA, 5802 nt
Organism: Rotaria sordida
Lineage: Eukaryota; Metazoa; Rotifera; Eurotatoria; Philodinida; Philodinidae
Source: the annotation of a GenBank genome assembly